AAAAGAAUAAGGUUUGAUUGCAGUUCUGUGUGCUACUAAACCUGCGUCUUAAUUAUCUUGCCUUUGUGUUACCUGCUCUUACUCUCGCAUCAGAGAAAUGGGGUGGAUGAGUAGUGACAGAUUCAGGAGUGAGGUGAUAGCAGUGAUAAUCAAGGAUGAUAAUAAAAAAUGUUAAAGGCUAACAUCACUGAAUUUAUCCUAUGUUCCAUGAACUCCCAGGCCCUUGUACAUAUCUUCACUUCCUUCUAUAUUUUCAGAAGCAAAGACUAAGAGAGUUGAUUAGUGGAGUGUCUUGCACAAAGCAAAUUAAACAAUUUCAGCUUCUCCUACUUCCCACAAUUGGAGUUCAAUUAAAUUAGUAGGUCUUCAGAUGCUUGACAUUGGCUAUACUAGAACUCUAUUAAAUUACUAUAGACCUGUUCUUCAAAAGAACCUGUUAACUCGGAUGUCAGUAAAAUGGUGAAAUAGAUAGCUAUAAGCAUUUGUAUCCUCAUAGAAACAUUGAAAAACAAGCAAAACUGGUCAGAACCAACUUUGUCAGAACUUUGGAAAACAGUAAAAAAUUCCCAGCAACAAAAUGAAUGCUGAAUUUAAAAAAAGACAAUUAAAAAACUGCUCCUGGCACUCAAGAAAAUAUCUAUUGCUUUUACCUCAUUGCAUUCCUGAAAGCAAGAUGGGUCACCAGCAGCUGUACUGGAGCCACCCGCGAAAAUUCGACCAGGGUUCUUGCUCUUGUCCCGUCUGUUCAAACCUGCACGGUCUGAUCCAGAAAUAUGGCCUCAAUAUGUGCUGCCAGUGUUUCCGUCAGUACACAAAGGAUAUCGGUUUCAUUAAGUUGGACUAAAUGAUCUUCCUUCAAAGGAUUAUCUAAGGCAUCUACUCAAUGAAAAACCAUGAUAGUUCUUUGUACGUAAAAUAAACAUUUGAAAAAA
This is a messenger RNA of Chlorocebus sabaeus (green monkey), 932 nucleotides long. NCBI's taxonomy places the organism in Eukaryota, Metazoa, Chordata, Mammalia, Primates, Cercopithecidae. The record is from RefSeq and is a predicted model, not a curated record.